This is a messenger RNA of Argiope bruennichi, 1979 nucleotides long. RefSeq names its product gamma-aminobutyric acid receptor subunit beta-2-like. Gene Ontology annotation, cellular component: membrane; neuron projection; synapse. Gene Ontology annotation, biological process: signal transduction; chloride transmembrane transport; chemical synaptic transmission. Bases 305 to 1651 code for a protein of 448 amino acids. The transcript has 11 exons. Gene Ontology annotation, molecular function: neurotransmitter receptor activity; chloride channel activity; extracellular ligand-gated monoatomic ion channel activity. The record is from RefSeq and is a predicted model, not a curated record. NCBI's taxonomy places the organism in Eukaryota, Metazoa, Arthropoda, Arachnida, Araneae, Araneidae.
GAUAAAAAAAUAAUGCUACUUUCUUUGGAUACUAAGCUCCAAAACAGAAUGCUCGCUUUUACAUACAUUUCGUAAAAUACACUCCAUUUAAUAUCCGCUCAGAGUAAAUGGACCUCUUACAUCAUCAUUUUUGAAAUUGUCUCAAUUUCUCAUGUUCGGAACCAUUGAAUAGUAAGAGUUUUUCUUAACUUGAUAACUGUACAUCCGUAGGGAUUAUGAUUAUUUUGCUUCUUCACUUGUGGAUUCUCACGUUCUCUCAUCUCACGCUUAGAGAACUGAAUGCCGUGGGAAAGGACACAGUAACAUGAUUUCAAGCGCAGCAUACCUAAUUACUUUCCAACUUUUGUUUCUAAUUGGUUUUGUUGAACCAACGGUUAAAAGACCACAUGCCGUUGAGUGGGAACACCAAGAAACACUAUUUGCUAAACUGACAAAUAAAGAGAAAUACAAUCAUAGGCUUAGGCCAUAUGCUACUAGAAAUGCUGUGAGAGUGAAUAACAGUAUGUUCAUUUACAGUAUAUCAUCUAUUGAUGAAGUGAGGACUGAAUAUUCGAUGCAAAUAUUAUAUAGACAAACUUGGAUCGAUGAGCGAUUGAAAUUUCCACCAAAUUCUAGUGUUCCAAAAAUUGUAGGAGACAAUUGGCAUGCUCAGCGGAUAUGGACGCCUUCUAUCCAUGCUGUCAACGAUAAAGAAUUGGGUUCUUUUACUUCUGGUGGCGCGGAAGGUACAAUUCUUAUGCAUAUCCAUCCAGAUGGACAAGUUUUACUCAGCAAGAGGGUCAAGCUUCGAGCAUAUUGCGAAAUGCAAUUUUAUAGAUACCCCAUGGACAAACAGCAGUGUACUUUGGAAAUAGAAAGCAGUACUCUUCCAAAUACUGCUUUAGAAUUGGCAUGGUCUGAACAGAGAGCUUUAGAAUUGAAUCAUAAAUUUCUGCUCACAGGUUUCAUAUUGACGAAUUAUACUCUAGAAAACAUUAUAUUUUCUUAUCAGGACACUGGCAAUUUCAGCCGGAUCACGGUCCGAUUCAACUUUGAAAGGGAAUUUGGCCAUUUUGUCCUGGAUGUUUAUAUUCCAACUAUGUUGUUUGUGGUAACUUCGUGGCUGUCCUUCUACAUAGAAAUCCCAGCUGCACCUGCUAGAGUGACCCUUAGUAUAACCACUAUGUUGACUCUGGUAACGAGUGAAAGAGCUAUACGAGAAAAAUUACCUAAAGUAUCCUAUGUCCAUGCUCUUGAUAUAUGGAAUGUCGUUUGCACAGGGUUUGUGUUUGCAUCCCUAGUUGAAUAUGCUUUAGUUAACUACAUAUAUCACAAAGACAAAAGGAAAAGGAAGAAAAACGUCGGUAUGAAAAGAGCGGAAAGUACCGCUACAUUUUGUUCAAUGGAGAGCGACACUGGAUCUAAUUUAAAAGUAUUUUCCAAAAAGGGAGAAUUAGAGCCUGGAAUGCCAAACAAGAAAGCUGCGUCCUUUGCCUCUUUCGCUGAUGUGCAGAGUGUAAACCAGAUGGAAAUUACUUGUGGCUGGCCUCUGGAUGAAUUUAAAAUGACUCCCCAAGAUAUUGCGAAUAGCAUAGAUAGAAAAUGCCGUGUUAUCUUUCCAGCAGGAUUUAUAGUUUUCAAUAUUAUUUAUUGGUUAGUUUUGUUUCUGUGAGAAUGAUUGCAUCGAAGUCUGCUGUACUUCAAGAACAGUUAAAUUUAGUUAGAAUUUCUCCAGGUAUAGCGAGUAGGACAACGAAAUUCUUUGGAGUGCAUUAUCUUAUAAAUAUUCUGAAGGAAAUUGUACAACAAUUUAUUUAGAAUACUUAUAAGACAAUCGUUUGUAUAUAAAUAAUUUGCAGUUCUUUUUUUUAAUUAUUGUUCUAUAAACUGUCAUUUGUAACUUUUUAUCAUAAAUUUGUAUUUGUGAAAAACAACACUAUGUAUUUUUCAAGGGAAUCUAUAAAUAAAGUAACUUUUUUAAAUAACAUACUUUUAUUCAG